Setaria italica (foxtail millet) is the source of this 2677-nucleotide messenger RNA. Its product is annotated as phosphoglycerate kinase. Gene Ontology annotation, molecular function: phosphoglycerate kinase activity; tRNA (guanine(46)-N7)-methyltransferase activity; ADP binding. The record is from RefSeq and is a predicted model, not a curated record. The transcript is spliced from 16 exons. Gene Ontology annotation, cellular component: cytosol. The coding region runs from base 356 to 2512 and encodes 718 amino acids. Gene Ontology annotation, biological process: glycolytic process; tRNA modification; gluconeogenesis. NCBI's taxonomy places the organism in Eukaryota, Viridiplantae, Streptophyta, Magnoliopsida, Poales, Poaceae.
CUUAUCCUUUCUUCCUUUUCUUCUUGCCUUCGUUCUCACUUCUCACAGCAGCCGUGCCUCUGCCUCCCCGCCACGGCGCCACCGCUGCCGGCAGCCGCAUCUUCAGACGCGGACACGCCCCACCAGUGCCCCAACUAUCAUCACAGACGAAACCGGGGCCCUCCUCUUCCUCCCCACCUGGAGCAGCCAUACGAAACCGGGGACAUUGGAUCGAUUUUCCCCCUUCUUUUGCUGGGUGUUGAACUGUAUCACAUGCCGUACAUUCAGUUCGACCGUCACUCAGGCCACCUCUAAUGGCGUUGUCUUGCUGCUGCUAACUCCUCAUUGUGCAUUGGCAUUUCAGAAGGAAGGCUGUAUGCAGGCUUGUAACUUUCAGUUAAGCUCACCAAUGUCUCUUUGGUUAGAGCCAUGGCUGCCAUCUGCUGGAUUCCAGGUCGCAACGCAUAGUGGUUACCUUUCAGGGGGACCGGGACUAUCCAGGCUGAAAUGUAGAGUACAGUGCUCUCAGCUGUGGCACUCUACUAGUCCAGUUGAUAAUCAGAAAGAGAAGGACAGAUAUUCUUGCAUCGAUCAAUCAACAUCGUAUCUGCAUGUACAAUCUCUUAGGAACUUUCCGACUGAAAAACUUUGUGGAGAAGUGGUUGUGGUGCGUCUUGAUUCUGCACUUCUCUUGGGACACUUAGGACCAUGCACUUUCGCUCUUGAAAGAGCAUUGCUAACUAUCAAAUACUUGUACAAAGCAAGAGCAAAAGUGGUUAUAGUCACCAGCUGGGAUACACUUCUUCAAUCUGAUAAUCCAGAGAUUAAAUCAAUUGACUCUUUUGCAGAUUUUCUAAAUUCACCUUCGUUGUGUUUUAUUUUUAACCGAAAGGAGAAGAAGGAAUUAGAAUGUUGUAAAAGGGAGGUGUUGAGUUCGUAUACAGCAGAUGUACCACUAUGUGAAUCUGCAGAACUACAGUCCUUUGCCAUUGUUGAUGAGUACUUGUCAUCACUUCUUCAAGUAGAAGUCAUCCCAGUAGAUGGUGCACCUGGUUUAACAUCAUUUAAGAAGGAAGAGUGGGUGCAGAACAGCAUUAUUUUGUUUGAAAAUCUUCUGAACUUCAGAGGAGAAGUUGCUAAUUGCAAUGAUUUUUCUCAGAAGCUAGCUUCAGGUGCCACAAUAUUUGUCAAUGAUUCUUUCUCACUGUCCCAUAAGAUUCUUGCAUCAACUGUUGGCAUCACCCGCUACUGCUAUGCAUCUCUUGCUGGUUUCCAUUUUGAGGAGGAGCUUACGCAAUUGAUAAAGAUCACGGACACCAUGAGGCGCCCAUAUAUUGCAAUUAUUGGAGGCAGUAACUUCUUGAGAAAGGCACCUGCUCUUCGGAUGUUAACCUCUCUAUGUGAUGGGUUGUUCUUUGUUGGAAAAUUAUCAUUUCAAAUAAUGAAAGGCCUUGGAAUGCCAGUGCCCUCUCAAUUCAUAGAAACAAAUGCAGUUAUGGAAGUACUACAGAUUAUUCAAGUUGCUAGGGAUAGGAAUGUUCCUAUUUAUUAUCCAACAGAUCUCUGGUGCUUGAACAAUGACGGUGGAACAUUGGGAGUAAUUAGCUCUACUGGACAACUGGAUGGCUGGACACCAGCCGAUAUAGGACCAUCAACAUUGGAGAAAAUAUCUUCUAUAAUACCAUUAUAUAAGAAGAUACUAUGGAUUGGUCCUACAAACUACGAUUUAGCAGAAGAAUUUUCAGUUGGAGCAACACGGUUGGGUCAAAUACUGGAAAAAGCAAGCUUUGAUAGCUGUGAAGUUAUUUUAGUAGGGAGUGCAGCAUGCAAAGCAUUAAAACGAGAAACAGAUUCCUCAUCUCGAUAUAUAGAAUUUCAAAUUGCCACUGUUGUAUGGGAAUUCCUCAAAGGAAGAAUAUUGCCUGGUAUAGCAGCAUUGGAUAAACGUUACCCCUACCAGAUUCCAUGGAGCACUGUCUUCUGUGAUCCUACACUACCCUUAGUGGUUGAUAUUGGAAGUGGAAAUGGUUUGUUUCUUUUUCAAAUGGCUAAAAGUUAUGAAAGUUCAAAUUUCCUUGGGCUUGAGAUGAACGAAAAGCUUGUUAUAAGGUGCCUCCAGGGUAUGGCUUGGGAUGAGAAAAGGAACCUACAUUUUGUAGCAACGAAUGCAACGUCCACAUUCCACUCCAUAGUUUCAAGUUAUCCUGGACGGUUGACUCUUGUCACAAUACAGUGCCCAAAUCCUGACUUCAACAAAGAGCAAAAUAGGUGGAGAAUGGUGCGAAGAAUGCUCAUUGAAGCUGUUGCUGAUCUUCUUCAGACCAAUGGACAGGUUUAUCUGCAGUCUGACGUGGAAUCCGUUCUGCUGGGAAUGAAAGAGCAGUUCCUCUCAUACGGCAAGGGCCAGCUUGUCGUGGACGGUGAUGAUUGCGGCCACGGGAUGGACAACCCGUUCGGUGUGGUGUCCGACUGGGAGCGCCAUGUCCUCGCUCGCGGAGCUCCCAUGUACAGGACAAUGCUAAGGAAAGUGUGAUUCCAUCGUCUGGCUCUGAAGUCUGAACAUUGCAUUCUUUGCUUCAAACAUGGAAGACAUUGCCGAACAAUGUUCACGGCCAAAAUCGUAAAUUCAUUGGGUCCACUGCAGCAAAUCCUAGACAAGCUUGACGUGGCCACGAUUUCUGCGGCCAAUGAAACAUCA